AUUUGUCCACAGACAGGGCUGGCCCACAGUCCAUUGCCUGCCAGGGGCCAAGAGCUGCUCUGACCACCCAAGGAUUCUCCUUCUCAAUCCAAAUGCCUCCAACUAACCCCUGACUCCUGACCUCUGGCCCCAAGCUGCCUUGCCCUACCCUUCCUAAGGGACCAGGAAACCCCUAGAAGCUCCAUUGUAGACGUGGGCGUUGACGCUGGUCUCACCUCAAGAGCAAAGGCUGUGCAAGGCGCUCAGUUCUCAGCCCCUAGCCUGGUCCACCAUGGCACAGCGGCUCCAGGAUGAGCUGUCUGCUUUCUUCUUUGAGUAUGACACUCCCCGAAUGGUGCUCGUGCGCAACAAGAAGGUGGGCGUCGUCUUCCGCCUGAUCCAGUUCGUGGUUCUGGUCUACGUCAUCGGGUGGGUGUUUGUCUACGAGAAAGGCUACCAGACCUCAAGUGGCCUCAUCAGCAGCGUGUCUGUGAAACUCAAGGGUCUGGCCGUGACACAGCUCCCAGGCCUGGGCCCCCAAGUCUGGGAUGUAGCUGACUACGUCUUCCCAGCCCAGGGGGACAGCUCCUUUGUGAUCAUGACGAAUUUCAUUGCAACCCCCCGGCAGGCUCAAGGCUACUGUGCAGAGCACCCGGAAGGGGGCAUAUGCACAAAUGACACUGGCUGCACCCCAGGGAAGGCAGAAAGGAAGGCCCAAGGUAUCCGCACAGGCAAGUGUGUGGCCUUCAACGACACUGUGCAGACAUGUGAGAUCUUUGGCUGGUGUCCCGUGGAGGUGGACGACAACGUCCCACGCCCUGCCCUUCUCCAAGAAGCCGAGAACUUCACUCUCUUCAUCAAGAACAGCAUCAGCUUUCCACGCUUCAAGGUCAACAGGCGCAACCUGGUGGAAGAGGUGGAUGCGGCCUACAUGAGGACCUGCCUCUAUCACAAGGCCUUGCACCCACUGUGCCCCGUCUUCAAGCUUGGCUAUGUGGUACAAGAGUCAGGACAGAAUUUUAGCACCCUGGCUGAAAAGGGCGGCGUGGUAGGCAUCACCAUUGACUGGAACUGUGACCUGGACUGGCAGGUACAGCACUGCAAGCCCAUCUACGAGUUCCACGGACUGUAUGAGGAGAAAAACCUGUCUCCAGGCUUCAAUUUCAGGUUUGCCAGGCACUUCGUGGAAAACGGGACCAACCACCGGCACCUCUUCAAGGUGUUUGGGAUUCGCUUUGACAUUCUCGUGGAUGGCAAGGCUGGGAAGUUUGACAUCAUCCCCACAAUGACGACCAUCGGCUCUGGGAUUGGCAUCUUUGGAGUGGCCACGGUUCUCUGUGACCUGCUGCUGCUCCACAUCCUGCCCAAGAGGCACUACUACAAGCAGAAGAAGUUCAAGUAUGCGGAGGACAUGGGGCCGGGGGCGGGGGAGCAUGACCCCGCGGCCACCAGCUCCACCCUGGGCCUGCAGGACAACAUGAAGACAUCCUGACCCUCGGCCCCUGACUCUUAACCGGACACAGCAUGACACUUCAGGCGGGGGCCCUGGUGGGGUCCCAGCCAGGACACAGAGGUCUCCUCAGGAGCUCUCCAACCUCUUAACCAGGCAGACACUAGGUUGCCUGCGGCUCAGCGUGGACACUGGGAGAGACCUGUGCAAUUCUGGGCUCUGGCCCCAACUCCACAACCUCCAAGGGAGCUUCACCCAGCCUCAGCCACUUCUGGUCUAGAGCAGCUGGGGCUGGGCAAGGCUCCUCUCACACUCCUGUGUCAGAGAAGUGUGCUUCUCUCUCUGGGCCCUCACGCUACCCCACUGCCUCACGUCUCUAGAUCCAUGCUUUCCCAUAUGGCAGACACUAGCCAUGAUGACAAUUUAAAUUUAUAUUAACUUAAAUUGAAUAAAAUACAAAAUUCAGUUCCUAAAACUAGCCACAUCACAACUGCUAAAUAGACACAUGUGUCUAGCGGCUGCCAUAUUGAACCACAUAGAAUAUUGCAGAAAGUUCCAUUGGACAGCUCUGCGUAAGCCCCAUUUCUUACUGGCCCCAGAUUUUCCUAGGGAGCUUAUAGACAGUGCAGGCACCUGGGGCCACCUCAGACCUCCUCAACCGGAAUCUGUAGGGCUGGCCACAGAUCUGUAAGGAUGGAAAACUCCAGACCAUUUUCAGGAUAUAAGUUCAAGAACUGCCUCUGAUUAGGUAUCAGAUUCAGCCUGGGCCUGCAUGGCCUCACAGAUGCAGGUACUGAGCAGGUGAGCGGUGUGUUUAUAAGCCACGUGGUGUCUCACGUACACACCCCCAUACACACACUCAUCCACAUGCACACCCCCUUCCCACCCACACUCUGUUUUUGAACAGCUAGAGCCCUGCAAACACAACCAUCUAAACGUACCUAUGCCCUCGAGUACAGACACAUGGUCCAUGCCACAGCACCUCCAUGGGGAUAUGCUUCUCCCCAAGUGUGUCAGGCUGAGACCGUCCCUUCUAGCCAUGAAUCCUUACUCAGCUACCUCGGGUUGGGGUGGAGACCUGGCCAAAUCCUGGGCUUCCUACUUCUGUCCCAGCCUUAGCGCCUAAGGCCUGCCCAGUUCUGUUUGAACACAACGUCUGGGGAAAGUGAGGGGCGGAGUACAAUAAAAGGAAUGAGGACAAA
Felis catus (domestic cat) is the source of this 2631-nucleotide messenger RNA. RefSeq names its product purinergic receptor P2X 1 (gene P2RX1). Lineage: Eukaryota; Metazoa; Chordata; Mammalia; Carnivora; Felidae. The record is from RefSeq and is a predicted model, not a curated record. Gene Ontology annotation, biological process: monoatomic cation transmembrane transport; response to ATP. Gene Ontology annotation, cellular component: plasma membrane; nuclear inner membrane. The transcript is spliced from 12 exons. The coding region runs from base 272 to 1471 and encodes 399 amino acids. Gene Ontology annotation, molecular function: extracellularly ATP-gated monoatomic cation channel activity; purinergic nucleotide receptor activity; ATP binding.